GAACCAAAUUGCUGAGCCUGUCACCUGUGUUCUGGGAGCCGAACCAGAAAAAUCGUCCUCAGGCAUGGCAGACUUACCUACCCCACUCACCAACUUGAAGAUUCAAUACACCAAGAUCUUCAUAAACAAUGAAUGGCAUGAUUCAGUGAGCGGCAAGAAAUUCCCUGUCCUUAAUCCUGCCACUGAGGAGCAAAUAUGCCUGGUUGAAGAAGGAGAUAAGGCAGACGUUGACAAGGCUGUGAAAGCAGCAAGACAGGCUUUUCAGAUUGGCUCUCCAUGGCGUACUAUGGAUGCUUCCGAGAGGGGACGACUACUCUUAAAGUUGGCUGACUUAAUUGAAAGGGAUCGCCUGCUGCUGGCAACUAUGGAGUCACUGAAUGCUGGAAAACUGUUUCCCAAUGCAUAUCUGAUGGAUUUAGGAGGUUGCAUAAAAACCCUACGCUACUGUGCAGGUUGGGCUGACAAGAUCCAGGGCCGCACAAUGCCGAUGGAUGGAGACUUUUUUUGUUACACAAGACAUGAACCUGUUGGUGUAUGUGGCCAAAUCAUUCCUUGGAAUUUCCCGUUGGUUAUGCUCAUUUGGAAGAUAGGGCCUGCCCUGAGCUGUGGAAACACGGUGAUCGUGAAACCUGCAGAGCAAACGCCCCUCACUGCUCUUCAUGUGGCGUCUUUAAUAAAAGAGGCUGGGUUUCCCCCUGGCGUGGUGAACAUUGUCCCUGGUUAUGGGCCGACUGCAGGGGCAGCCAUUUCUUCCCACAUGGACAUAGACAAAGUUGCCUUCACAGGAUCAACAGAGGUUGGCAAAUUGAUCAAAGAAGCUGCUGGGAAGAGCAACCUGAAGAGGGUGACCCUGGAGCUCGGGGGGAAGAGCCCCUGCAUUGUGUUUGCUGAUGCUGACUUGGACAAUGCUGUUGAGUUUGCACACCAAGGGUUGUUCUACCAUCAGGGCCAGUGUUGUAUAGCUGCAUCCAGGCUUUUUGUGGAGGAAUCAAUUUACGAUGAGUUUGUUCGGAGGAGUGUUGAGCGGGCUAAGAAGUAUGUUCUUGGAAAUCCUCUGGCCCCAGAAGUAAACCAAGGCCCUCAGAUUGACAAAGAACAAUAUAGUAAAAUACUUGACCUCAUUGAGAGUGGGAAGAAAGAAGGGGCCAAACUGGAAUGUGGUGGAGGCCCAUGGGGGAAUAAAGGCUACUUUAUCCAGCCCACAGUUUUCUCCAAUGUGACAGAUGAGAUGCGCAUUGCCAAAGAGGAGAUAUUUGGACCAGUUCAGCAAAUCAUGAAGUUUAAAUCUCUAGAUGAUGUGAUCAAGAGAGCAAAUAACACUACAUAUGGCUUAUCAGCCGGAAUCUUUACCAAAGACCUCGAUAAAGCCAUAACAGUGUCCUCCGCUCUGCAGGCGGGAACAGUGUGGGUGAAUUGCUACAGCGUGUUAUCUGCCCAGGUCCCCUUUGGUGGAUUCAAGAUGUCUGGAAAUGGACGAGAACUGGGAGAAUAUGGUCUCCAACAAUAUACAGAGGUCAAGACGGUCACAGUGAAAAUCUCACAGAAGAACUCAUAAAGGAAUUUCUCAGAGAGACGACUCUGCAAUGGCUACACAUCAGCAGCAGUCACAAAUAGAAUGUGUUUUAGACCUUCAAUUGUUCUGUUCCUGAUUUUCUUUAACAUAAACUAAUCACAUUAGUGUUAAUGCUGCACAAUAAAGUCUUGAUAGGCAGCUUAUUGGAAGAAUCAUUUGCUUUCUGCUAUGUGACCCCCGGGUCCUAGGCUAAAUAGAAAGCACAGAUUUAGAUACAAGCUCUCUGUAGCUCUGUCAUAGUCAUGUGCUUUUUUUUUUUUUUUUUUGGUAGCUACUUAUUCAGGAAAAUCACUUUAUAGAAGAGAACCAGUAGUCAUUUAGCCUCUUUCCCUUAAUGACUCCUUCAAGAGCUUAACAUAGACAAUAACUGCAGAGCAAGUUGCUCUGUUCCCAAUAGUUAUGAAGACCUCAGUGUUCUGAGAUAGUUCCUAGAAUGCCCUGUCUGCUUGUCGAAUGAGUAAUGCCUGCAGUAUUCAGCUGUAAUCUGAAUAGAAAGCUUAAUAAAAACAACCUAGCAUGA
Messenger RNA from Lepus europaeus (European hare), 2093 nucleotides. RefSeq names its product aldehyde dehydrogenase 1 family member A1 (gene ALDH1A1). The coding region runs from base 65 to 1555 and encodes 496 amino acids. NCBI's taxonomy places the organism in Eukaryota, Metazoa, Chordata, Mammalia, Lagomorpha, Leporidae. Gene Ontology annotation, molecular function: benzaldehyde dehydrogenase (NAD+) activity. The record is from RefSeq and is a predicted model, not a curated record. The transcript has 13 exons.